GAUCUCGUACACGACAUUAUUCAUCGUACGAGUUAUCUACAAAAAUAACCGGAUUAUCGGACAUAAUCGAACCCGGACCAAUUGAAUUUUACGGUGAAGGAAUACCGGUGCAGGAACAAACCAAACGUCGAACGUGCUAAAUUUCAUGAAAAACCUUCACCAUGAAACACAAAAGGCAUAAUUCACUUUUGAGGCCCACAACCACUAAACAUGAUGUCCCUGUUCUUUUCCAAGAGCCUCAUGUCGAGACAGGAUUCCGUCAUCCUCAUCAACCAUGGAGUUACUACAUUUGCAGUAUGUUUCAAAAGCACAACGAGUGUAUGAAUGUUUGGACACACCUUAUUGGCUUGUUGUUGACAAUUUCCAGAUCCAUGGAGUUCGCUAAUCAGUAUGACUUAAUAGGAAAUCCACACAUGUGGCCUCUAAGUGCAGGGCUUAUAACAAUGAUUAUGAUGUAUCUGUGCAGUACUUGUGCUCAUUGCUUUUCUAACAAAUCUGAACUAGUCCACUAUACUGGUUUUAUGGUAGAUUAUGCUGGCAUUGGCAUAUUUGGCUUGGGGAGUACCAUCAUACAUUAUGCUUACUGCAUCCAUGACACAAUGCUGAAUUCAGCUCUAAAAAUGUUAUCGGUUCCAGUAGGAGUAAUUUUAGCAGCUUUAGUGUGUAUAUGUUGCAGUGUGUCCAAAGUUUUCUACAAACGUCCAUACCCAUUCACUAGAAAGAUUUGGCAGAUUGGUUCUGUGGGAAGCAUCUACACAUGGCUUUCCCUGCCAAUUCUACACCGUCUGUUUUUGGACAAAGAUGGGGAGGAUGUUAGUCUGUAUCAUCACACAGCUCAGAUGAUUUGGUUUGCCUUGGCAGGAUUCUUUUUUGGAUCUGACAUACCUCAACGAUUCUUUCCAGGAAAAUUUGAUUUUGUUGGGCAUAGCCAUCAGAUUUUCCAUAUCUGUAUCAUACUGGUCACCCAGAAACAGCUUGAUGGUGUCCAUCUGGAUAUUGAGAAAUAUCACCGAACCCCAGCUUUUGUUGAUGAACCAACUUUUAUGGAAACAUUUGGGGCAGUUAUAAUCUUAACAACUGCAUGUUUCCUCAAUGUUUUGAUUUUUUAUAAAAUUGUCAAAUCUAGACUAGCCAAAGAAAGUGUAAAACAAGAGUAGAUAAGAAUAUAGAAUUCAUUUUAACUUAACAGGUUCAAAGUUAAUGUUAAAUCACUAGUUUGAAGGACAAAUUUUAAUUGUUUUUUUGUGGUAUGGACCAAAUUUUACUAUAUGAAUGCAUGACACUUAAACCACAUGCAGAUUUAUUAUCAACUUCAAGAUACCAUAAACAUGUAUUUUUCCCCCAAAAACCAUACGAAAUUGACUUUAUCAAAUCAUUUUAUACAGAAUAUUUUAAUUUAAUUAUGUAGGUAUAUAGACAACAGACAUUAUUUAUUUCUUAGUUUAUAAUGUUGACAUUUUACUACUGCUUAUUUAUAUAUGAAGGGCUUUGAAGGCUUACAUUACAAAGUUUUAUUUGUAAUGAACUGUUCAUAUGUCAUAUAUGAUACCAAAAAAAAACCAUAUUUUAAAGUAUUUGAUAUGUUCAUGUAUGUUGAAUCCUCAACUGUUGAUGGUUUGAUAUUGUGUCUGUUAUCAGUGGUUAAGCAUCCCUGAGUCACAACACACAGGGUUUCCUUUUACAUUAGCUAGUGUUGUUAUGUUACAUGAAGUCAAUCCAUUUACAUUCCUUAUUUCCUUGUUGUGAUUUCACUGUGCUCUAAAGUACUUCAUCAGUCCUCUGACUGUAUCCUGUAUUUGAUAUUGUUACAAUUACUGUACCAGUAUAUUUAGUGAAUUUACAAGAUCUAAACCUUUGCAUAAUAAUGGCACUAACUUUAAAUGAAAGUUGUAUAUUUCAUAGAUAUACAUUAAUUACAUUUGUACUAUAUUGAAAGCAUAAACUUUUCAAAAAGUAUUAGUGGGUAAUUUAGUUUUGUUUGUUUUAUAUGUAUAUUGAAAAUGUAUUUAGUGUCUUGAACACAUAUAUUUUAUUUCAAUAACAUCGAUUCAUGAUUAUAUAUGGACAAUUAUCUUUUGAGUAGAGCAAGUGAUUUAGACACAAUUUCAAGAUUGCCUUACAUAUAUUAAUAGGAAUUGUAUUGUCUUUAGUUCAUAUAUCAAAAGUAUAUCUGACCUGUGAUUUUGUUUAUCUACAAGCUGACUUGUCAAUAAUUUUAUUUAUAAAGAGGUUUUUAAUAGUUUUA
Messenger RNA from Ostrea edulis (European flat oyster), 2245 nucleotides. Its product is annotated as membrane progestin receptor beta-like. Bases 162 to 1157 code for a protein of 331 amino acids. Gene Ontology annotation, molecular function: signaling receptor activity. The transcript has 2 exons. The record is from RefSeq and is a predicted model, not a curated record. Gene Ontology annotation, cellular component: membrane. NCBI's taxonomy places the organism in Eukaryota, Metazoa, Mollusca, Bivalvia, Ostreida, Ostreidae.